Pediculus humanus corporis (human body louse) is the source of this 1983-nucleotide messenger RNA. RefSeq lists its product as uncharacterized. The transcript is spliced from 12 exons. The record is from RefSeq and is a predicted model, not a curated record. Bases 1 to 1983 code for a protein of 660 amino acids. NCBI's taxonomy places the organism in Eukaryota, Metazoa, Arthropoda, Insecta, Psocodea, Pediculidae.
AUGGAUUGUCCAAAUUGGCCACCGCCUCUACCUUCUUUACCAUUAUAUCCGCCAUGUCGUACCGUGAUUGAAAAAAAACCAGCUCCAGAAAUUAAAAUAAUAGAAAGUCAAACUCAACAAUGGUGGAACGAACGUUUAGUUCCAGCUCUGGAAUUAACAUCCGGUAUAAAAAAAUCACAAAAAAAAGAAAAUUUUUACGAACUUACAAGACGACAGAGAAAUGGUUUACUUUCAAUUAAAAUACCAACGAGAGAAGAUAAAUUUACAAAUAGCGUACCACUUCCGGAAAGAUCGUAUCCGAACGAUGGUUUACCAAUAUGGGAAAGACUUCAUCUCGAUAAAAAACUUCCAAUGUUAAAAUGUCCACCGAACGCUUUGUUGUGGAAAGAUACAAAAGGACAAGAAUUUAUCUUAUACGACCCAUAUAAUUACGAAUGUGCUUUUUCAUACGAAAACAUUCACGAUCCACAUUUGUCGAAUUACUACAAAGGAAAAGAAAUAAGGGGAUUCUUUAUUGAGAGUUGGGGAUGCAACAGAAGACGGAUUUUAGCUAGCAUACAAGAAAAAAAAGAAAGGAUAAUAAGAUUGCAAGAGACGAAAGAAAAAGAAAAAGAAUUGAGGAGGCAAAGAGGUUUAUUAUUAUUGGCAAAACAAGAAUUGAAAAAUAAAAUUUCAGAUGAUUAUAUAUUAAAUUUACAACAGGAAGUUAAACAAAAAAAUUUAGAAAUUCGUAAUGCUCUCAUUGAAAAACAGAAAAAAUUAGAAAAAGAACAAUUUCGACAAAUACGAGAAGCUGGUUUAAGAAAAAAAGCAAUGAUAAAAAAAAAAAAAGAAGAUAAAAGAAUGGAAAAAGCAAUUAUCGAUGCUUCCUUAAGAAUAAUUCAAGGUCCACUUCAAGUUUUAUAUGCCAUCGAUACGAUUCUCGAAACUGUCAUACAAAAAUGGGCCGUAUUAAGGAUACAUUCGAUAUUAGAUAUUAUUAUUGAACAAAUGAUCGAGAAAGGUAAAAUGAUAUUAUUCGAAAUCAAAUCGAAAUAUAAAAGUACGGGAAUGACGACAGCGGAAACGUACAAAACGAAAGAAUCCUACGGGAUUGUUUAUAAACCGGAUGAAAAAUUAAAAAAAAAAUUAUAUAAAAAAUCAUUUUUAUCGAAUAACAAUUCGCAAUUUUAUUUAUUAAACGAAUUAAAUAACGAAAAGAAAAGAAAAGAAAAAGAUGAAGAAGGUGAAAAAGAUGGUGAAAGAGACGUAGGAGGAGGAGGAGGGGGAGGGGGAAGAGGAGAAGGAGAAGGAGGAGGAGGAGGAGAAUAUUUUGAAAAAGAAAUAAAAGUCGAAUCCUUGGAUGAUGCUCAAAAGAAAAGCAGCAAAAUAUUGUCAUCGGUUGCACCCAAUUACGUUCGAUUUGGCGAUUAUACAGUACACGAAUACAUAUCGGAAAAAGAUUACGAAUACGAUUUAAAACCGGUUAAACACAGACCCAAAACUCCGAUGCCAACGCAAGAAGAAUUAUGUACGGUUGGAUUUUCCGAAGAAAGACUUAACGACAUAUUACCAACAUUAGACGAUUUAGUAGAAUUAAAAGAAAAAAAAAAAUUUCGUAAAUUAUUUAAAAGCGUAGCAGUUAAUCUUUUUAAACGUUCUAUUGAAUUAUUACGUAGCGCAUUAGAACCGAUAUCGAGAUAUCGUUCGAUAAACAAAUUAGUUAAUCUCGGAGGUACCCAUAUAGAAAAAACAACAUUAGCACAACUUUUGACUAGUUUAAUUAUGAAUCAAGAAGAGAAAACAAUUUACACGACGGAUGAUUUUGAAUGGUUGGCAAAAGUAAUCGUACGUUAUGCAUUAACGGAUAUAUUAAAUCCUGUUGAAUUUCACAGGGAGGGAAAUGAUGGGGUACCAAGAAUGAAAAUUAUGUUUUACAAACCUAAUAAUAAUAAAAUAAAUAAGAAAAAAUCAAAUGAAUUUUUCAAAGAGGGCUACGUGUGA